GUUAUCUCAAGUGCCUCGUAAACUGCCAGCGCUUGGCGAGUGACAGAUCACCCAUAAAUGAAUACCUAAUUUCUACAUAUUUACACUCAAUAUGCUGGCUGUGGAUUCACAGAGUUAGGGACUACAAGUUGGUAGAGCGGCGAUCGCACAAAUGGCAAGCUUUGUACGACCAGAUAAACAGCCUGAACCAGAUAAACAGCCUGAACGACAACAACCUCGCUUGUCGAAAUGGGAAAAGGCCGAUAUUCGAACGGAAAGACGGGUGCGAUCGAGUAAACAUGAACUCUUACGCGAAAACAUUGCCGACAAACUGAGAUGUCCGCUGUGUUUCUGCCUUCCAUGUGUUAUCAUAGUCUUUAUUCUUCUUAUAUUGAUUGGGAUUUACGUUGUCCAGCCGUACAUACAAGGAACAGGAUUAGUGUCUACGUAUUGCCGAGUAAAUCGCGUUGAAACGUUACCAGAAGGUUCUUGCAGUCACCGGACACAUAAAUAUUAUCCUUGUACCAAAAUAUUCGUGACCUACAAUGUUACUCAAACAACAGAGUUUGAAGCAGUUCUCAUGGAAAACGAGCAAGCUUUAGUUCACUGUGAAAAGUGUUCAAUGACGUUUGGUAACAGUGACCUGUUUGGGAGAUACUCCACGUGCGCUUGGAAUUCUGACUUGAACACUACAGAGUGUGCUAAAACGUAUAUGCGGUUGUACGGAACGGCUAACAACACAUUCUCGUGUUAUUAUGAUCCUGAAAACACAGAAAAUGUCGUCCGCAUACUCAAGGUCUCAACAGUUGAAGCAGUCUCUUUGAUUCUCCUUCCCCUAUUGUUUCUGGUUCUGUGGCUCGCCGCUGUUGCGUUUCUUAUCUACGACAAUCAUCUCCGAAGCAUGAUAGACGUGCAGAUCAUUCAAGAGAACGUUCAAGCUAACAAAUAUCCCAACAGGAAUGGGUUAAGGAACGGAAAACCACCGCUGGGCAAACUUAAUGCUGGAAUAGAUCUAGACACAUCAACAGUGGCAAGCGAAUCCACGGCGGUCAGCGUCAGCACAACACCACACACGCGCAGGAGAAGAAAGAAGAAAAUGCCUUGCUCAAAACAACACUAUCAAUUUAACUACCUCGAUGAAGGGAUUUUAUUGGAGGAUAAACCCCUGUCUAACACACAGGACCACCCCUAUAGUUACAGUUUUGUUACUGUGGACACUUCACCUGUCUGUACAUGCCAUCACAAUGGAUUCUUAGAGGCAGGCUUUGAUCUUUUGCCGCAAAGGGAUUAUUUUACGCCGGUAUUUAGUACACCAAGCCGUACUCCGAGGUAUUCUAACCAGAAGGGACUUGUUUAUUUACCAGAAUCGUUUGUAUAACUGCUCAGCUCAAACUGUCGCGGCAUGAAGAUGUUUUGUUUACAGUUCAGAUUGUAUGCGUGGAAGCAGAGUUCCCUUAAAUUAAAGACUAAAAAACUCCAAAAAACUAGAAACUUCCCAUCUUGCCAUAUUCAAUAGUGUACAUGGCGAGUUUUUAACAUAACUUCCCUAGGUAACAGAGACUGUUUUCCCGUAAGUCACAUAUCAAUAGGUGACGUUCAGAGACAAUUUUAUUGACGAAAGAACUAUUAUCACUAAUAUAAUCUAAUCAAGUUUGUUUCAAAGUGACUUGCGACCGCCAUGUAAAAAGGGCCAUUUUAAGCCAUUUUUGAUGUAAUAAAAAUAUUCUACAAGGA
This is a messenger RNA of Orbicella faveolata, 1713 nucleotides long. RefSeq lists its product as uncharacterized. Gene Ontology annotation, cellular component: voltage-gated potassium channel complex; membrane. Lineage: Eukaryota; Metazoa; Cnidaria; Anthozoa; Scleractinia; Merulinidae. Gene Ontology annotation, molecular function: potassium channel regulator activity; calcium-activated potassium channel activity. Gene Ontology annotation, biological process: potassium ion transport; detection of calcium ion. The record is from RefSeq and is a predicted model, not a curated record.